GCCCAAAGAAGGACUUGGUCGGGAAACCCACCCACCCACCUCCACUGGAUUGCAGCUGGGGUCCCUCCCACCGUUUCCCCAUCCUUUGCCCAUCGCCCCCCACCCCACCCCCCCGCAUUCCUCUCCUGCGGCUCGUAGGGGGGGGUUGCAGGGAGGCCGAGAGGGCCCCACUUGGAGGGCCAGGUUGGUCCCUCUCCCCCCUGGACUUUGCUCCCCUCCAUCCCCUCCCGGCAAGCUUCCUAUAUGAGUCUUCCUCCAGCCCAGGAGAGUCGUGGGGUCCAGUUGAUGCCUUGCUGAGCCCGGACGAGCCGUUCGCCACCAUGGGCAAAUCGAACAGCAAACUGAAGCCUGAAGUAGUGGAAGAGCUGACCAGGAAAACAUACUUCACAGAGAAAGAAGUCCAGCAAUGGUAUAAAGGCUUUAUUAAGGACUGCCCAAGUGGACAGUUGGACGCAACUGGAUUUCAGAAAAUCUACAAGCAGUUUUUCCCGUUUGGUGACCCAACCAAGUUUGCAACGUUUGUUUUUAAUGUCUUUGAUGAAAACAAAGAUGGAAGAAUUGAGUUUUCCGAAUUUAUCCAGGCCCUUUCAGUCACUUCCCGAGGGACUCUGGAUGAAAAACUGCGGUGGGCCUUUAAACUGUAUGACCUGGAUAAUGAUGGCUACAUCACAAGAAAUGAGAUGCUGGACAUUGUAGAUGCUAUUUACCAGAUGGUGGGUAACACGGUGGAGCUACCAGAAGAGGAAAACACCCCGGAGAAGAGAGUGGACAGGAUUUUUGCCAUGAUGGACAAAAACGCUGAUGGGAAAUUAACCUUGCAGGAGUUCCAGGAAGGUUCUAAAGCCGACCCCUCCAUCGUCCAGGCACUUUCCCUCUACGACGGGCUGGUAUAGUCCCACAAUCCAGGCUUGGGCGCGCCGAGAAGCCCUCCUUCCAGUGACAUCCAGCUGCCUACUCCAAAAAGACCCUCAUCCGACAGUUACUCUUCCGUUACUCGCGAGCAAAGGGGCGCCUUCCAAGUCCGACCUCAGCCUCAAAACCCUUUUCUGCUUGGAAUCGUCCCCAUCAGCCGAGCAACUGCUUUGAUUAUCAUUUCUUUUCUUUUUU
Molecule: messenger RNA, 1107 nt
Organism: Notechis scutatus (mainland tiger snake)
Lineage: Eukaryota; Metazoa; Chordata; Lepidosauria; Squamata; Elapidae
Gene: NCS1
Product: neuronal calcium sensor 1
Molecular function (GO): calcium ion binding; calcium sensitive guanylate cyclase activator activity
Source: RefSeq, a predicted model, not a curated record